Messenger RNA from Camellia sinensis, 938 nucleotides. RefSeq names its product putative glutathione peroxidase 2. The record is from RefSeq and is a predicted model, not a curated record. Gene Ontology annotation, biological process: response to oxidative stress. NCBI's taxonomy places the organism in Eukaryota, Viridiplantae, Streptophyta, Magnoliopsida, Ericales, Theaceae. Gene Ontology annotation, cellular component: cytosol. Gene Ontology annotation, molecular function: peroxidase activity.
CAUCCAAUAGAGACUGUUGACUUCUAUAGCUUAGUUCCAAUAGAGAUUGUUGACUUGUAUAGCUUAGUUCCUUAUGUCUAUGUAUAUUUCUUGUUGCAUAUUUCCAAUUGAAUACAUUAAGAAUCAAUUAUACAGAAACCCAACUUCAUCUCCUGCUUCUCAAAACAUGGCUGGUGAGGAAACCCCCAAAUCCAUUUAUGACUUCACUGUCAAGGACAUACGCGGAAAUGAUGUACCUCUGAGCAAUUACAAUGGGAAGGUUGUUCUGAUUGUGAAUGUUGCUUCAAAAUGUGGUUUAACACAAUCAAACUACAAAGAAUUGAACGUUCUAUAUGAAAAAUACAAAGACCAAGGUUUUGAGAUUUUAGCAUUUCCUAGCAACCAGUUUUGGCAAGAACCAGGAACUAAUGAGAAAAUUCAGGAAACCGCAUGCACGAUGUUCAAAGCUGAGUUCCCUGUAUUUCAAAAGAUCGAUGUGAAUGGAAAGAAUGCAGCACCAGUCUACAAGUUCCUAAAAUCAGAGAAAGGGGGUAUAUUAGGAGACGGCAUCAAAUGGAACUACACAAAGUUUUUGGUGAACAAGGAAGGGAAAGUUGUGGAGAGAUAUGCUCCAACAUUACCUCCUCUUAAAAUUGAGAAAGACAUACAGAAUCUGUUGGGAUCUUCAUGAGCAUCAAGCCUUGCAGGUUAUGAAUUAUGGGUCCAGAGAUUCAUAAAUUACAGAGGUUUGAAGUUUGUUGUUUUACUUUCCUGUUUACAAUAAGGGCAUGUUCCUCUGACAGAUUAGAUUGGGUGUGAUUAUGAGUCCGGUAGAAUUGAAUAAUGUGAAUAGUAGUGUGGUGGUAUUAGUCUUUGUUUGUAAGGUAUGUUUUUGGGCUAUAAAUAUUUGUCUUUGUAAUGUAUGUUUUUGGGCUAUAAAUAUUUGUCUUUGUAACUUA